AUGCCCGCCGACCUCAGCGGCACCUGGAACCUGAGCAGCAGCGACAACUUCGAGGGCUACAUGCUGGCCCUGGGUAUCGACUUUGCCACGCGGAAGAUCGCCAAGCUGCUGAAGCCGCAGAAGGUGAUUGAGCAGGAUGGGGAUUCCUUCACCAUCCACACGUACAGCAGCCUGCGGAACUACCUGGUGCAGUUCAAAGUCGGGGAGGAAUUUGAUGAAGACACCAAAGGCCUGGACAACAGGAAGUGCAAGAGCUUGGUCACCUGGGACAAUGACAGGCUCACCUGCAUCCAGAAGGGGGAAAAGAAGGACAGAGGCUGGACCCACUGGAUCGAAGGCGACACGCUCCACCUGGAAAUGUUCUGCGAGGGCCAAGUGUGCAAGCAGACGUUCCAGAGAGCCUGA
Molecule: messenger RNA, 405 nt
Organism: Pipistrellus nathusii (Nathusius's pipistrelle)
Lineage: Eukaryota; Metazoa; Chordata; Mammalia; Chiroptera; Vespertilionidae
Source: the annotation of a GenBank genome assembly